Messenger RNA from Mycetomoellerius zeteki, 3580 nucleotides. It is a transcript of the gene Lrt, whose product is annotated as Leucine-rich tendon-specific protein. The transcript has 5 exons. The record is from RefSeq and is a predicted model, not a curated record. NCBI's taxonomy places the organism in Eukaryota, Metazoa, Arthropoda, Insecta, Hymenoptera, Formicidae. Bases 907 to 3366 code for a protein of 819 amino acids. Gene Ontology annotation, molecular function: protein binding.
UACAUUAGAAAAACCGCGUCGAAUCAUCUAUUCGCUUUUUCUAUUCACUCUUCAAUGAUUCACACGAUAUCGUCGACGUUGUCGUUCUCGUUCUUUUCGUUGUCGUCAAUCAUGACGAUACCUGCUCCAGCUCCGGUGGAGUCAGUACGGAAAGCGCGACUAUGGCAAGUGGGCGUAAGAGCCGGGAGAGAGAACGUCGUCCUGUGUUCCAUACAUGGCUAUGCUAUGUGGAAACCAAGAGACACAGAGACGAACGGACCGACAUGGACCGGGGGAGUCCCCACCGUGUGGACGGUGGAGGCAACGCGACGGUUUCUCGUCUCUCGAAGCGGUUGCCGAGCAUGCUCUUGACGCAUAGUGCUUCGAAGCACACAUAUCGUACCAUCAUCCUACUAUUAUUGUUCGCGCGUUCAUGUCACCGCGCGUUUCCUUCGAACAUGCGAUACCAAUUUUCCAUAUGAUUCGACAAAACGUCCGACCAAUUAUGCGUUAUGUAUAUGUGUGAUAGUGUAUAUCCUGGUGAACGCAUUUCAACCAUCAUCGUUGAAUGUUGAGAUCGUCAAUUUUGUGCUAUAAGAGGAGAUUCCUCGGCAAGACUUGAUGUGCAACAAUUAUGCGGCGCUAUAUCGCGAGGGAUAAAGUACUGAAGAGUCGAAAUACUGCCAAACGUGACAGCUAGGACAUAAGGAAGAACUCGCACUCUUGAAGAAGGGAUAUGGUAACAAAAAACGUCUAAGGAUCCUUGAAGAUUAUUCGUUAUUAAUAUAGCACGAUGCACUCGCCGCAAAUACUUGACCGGCGUGGGUGCUACUGGGUUCCUCCUCCGCUUUAAGACCGAGGUCAGGUGUGGGAGGGUGCAAGGGUUGGCAACACGCUCGAGGAGACUGACAUAUUACAUAUUAGAGAAUGCCGAAAUUAUUUCGAGACCUACUCGUCUUAACAUUGAUAAUGAUAGCGUCAUGUUUCGACGCAAUAGAGGACAAUGUCACAACGACAAUGGAGUCGAUUACAUUGAUGGCAACAUCGACGGCUGCAUUCAUAAGGACAACGACCACCGAAGAAAAUGCAUUGUUGCCAUCGGCGACUAUGACAACGCAAGACAAUGGCAUCCCGAAAAAUCUAUCCCACGCAUCACCAUCACCGCCGCCGUCAUCGUCGCCAUCGCCGUCAUCUUUCUCUGACACUGUGUGGGAAUGCCCGAAUAUCACAAAAGCAGGCGUAGAGUGUUCUUGUGACUUUCCACAUACGCUUAGAUGUGCCGGUGAUAGAACGGCACUGCAGACUAUCAGCGAGCAUUUGAAACAUAGUCAACCGGACACAAUAUCAUUGCUGGAUGUAACUGUGACAGGAAUUUCUGAGUUGCCGGCACAUUUCCUCGAAGAUGUCGCACUUCAUGGAUUAGUUGUUUCCACUGGAGAGUUGCGAUACGUUCAUGAUAACGCAUUUACAGCUCUGGCGCGACCAUUACAAGCGCUAGGACUGCCCAGCAAUCUCUUAGCUUCAGUUCCCACAAUCGCACUAUCACAUCUAGUUGGUCUGGACCGAUUGGAUCUAUCUCAUAACAAAUUAAAGACAUUGGAAGCGGAUUCAUUCAAGGGAUUGUCAAAUUUGACUUAUCUAGACUUAUGUGACAAUCUGCUGUCACAAUUGUCGCCGCAAGUUUUUUUAACAUUGCCGGCAUUACGUUCGCUAAGAAUGCGAGGAAAUCGCCUGAGUGUCUCCGCCUUAUCUGCAUUGAGAGGUCUGAAACGCUUGGAAGAGCUAGAUCUUUCGAACAAUUUAUUGCUGGGUCCGAUGGGUCCCAAUCUAUUGCCACAAAUGCCCAAACUACAUUUCCUUACAGUCUCAGAAAACAGUCUCGUUAAUGUCCAACAAGGAGCUCUCAUGGGGCUCAGAAAUCUUACUUAUCUCAGUUUGAGUCACAAUCAAAUUGAUGUGUUAGAGGAUCAUUCGUUUAAGUAUCUAUCGACUUUAACACGACUGGACCUGGCAAACAACCGUAUCGUCGCCGUGUCUAGUGCUUCCUUGGCUCAUUUAGAAAAAUUAAUUUAUUUAGAUUUGACGCACAAUUUUUUGCGUGCGUUGACGGCCGAUCUGGUGGUACCAUUGAAAAAUUUACAGGAUCUACGAUUAGAUGACAAUGACAUCACAAUUGUAGCUAACGAUGUGUUAACAUCAAAGCUGCAUCUCAAAAGGCUCUCUCUCGCUGACAAUCCAUUAAAUUGCGAUUGUACCUUGCUGGAGUUAGCUAAUUGGCUGACAAACUCCAGCCUAACAGAAGAGGACAAGUCAUCGGCAGUAUGCGCAACACCACCUGCCUUGGAAAACGGUAUCCUAAUGCAAGUACCGCCGGGCAGUCUACUUUGCGGUGAGCCCACACCACCCAUGAUGACCCGAGAACAUCCGGCAGGUACACAACUAAGUCUCAAAGAAUUUCACUACGAUCAAUCAACCGGUAUCAAUUUAUUGUGGCAUGUGGAACAGUGCGCUGAACGUUACACUUGCGAUUCGCUUAUCGUUUACGAAACAAUUGAUGAUAGCGAGAUUCAAACAGAGUCCAGCCCGCUACAUUGUGAUUCCCGAAUGAUGCGAGAUCCCUGCAUCCUACCGGUCACCAUACCGGCCUCUCUGCAUCUACAAUUGCAUCACAAAUAUCGUUAUUGUGUAGUUUUAUUGAUACCCAACGUUUAUGAUGAUGUAUCUCUUGGUCUAGGUUGUAGCGACGUUAUCGUUUUAGAAACGACUCAGCAGCGAAUAGCGACAGAAGAUCAGUACGCAAAAGAAGAGAAUUCUCGUUCUCCAACGUCUACGCAAAUAUCUCUUGAUUCCUAUUCACGGAUCACUGGUGUUCACGUAAAUGUAUCUGAUGAUAAAAGCUAUUUGCAUAUCGACGUAAUUCUUUCCAAAACAAAAGACAGGAUUAUUGAUUCAUCGUCAACCUGCCAAUUAUCAAUCUUCGUAUUCAACGAGAUCUCCGUAGUCCAUCGACAGAGACUCAAUUGUAGCUCCGUAUCCGUCAUCGAUGUGGAAGUGUCAUUGUCGGGUUAUUACAGGGUAUGCGCUAGUUUGGAUGAGCUCACCAAUAUUAUUGUGAUGUCUGGUAACUUGGUAGAUGAUCGCGAGAGAUUCCGUUGCGUUGAAUUAGUCGAACAGAGUUACAGCAGGCGGAACAUUGAGAUAUUUAUCAUAAUGGCCGUGAUUGCUGCUACCGGUGUUCUCCUUGUUCUUCUUGCCAUACUCGGCAGAAAUCUUGUAAGACGUCUCCGACAUCCAAGGAUACAGGCACAAUGCUUUUUGCCGGCCCAGGAGUUUGAAAUUACUCACAAAGCUCAUUAUAUUAAACUCCUAGCAACGACGAAAGUUUAACAAGGAAGGUAUUGAUGACAAAUUCAACAUUGUUUUUAGAAUUCUAGAUUCAGAAUUUAUAAGAAUUUUUUCAGAAAUGGAGAUAUAGAAGCAAAACCACAUUUUCUCUUUCUCUCUGACGAAAUAUUAAAUUGUGUAAUUUUAUUUUACACUUUGCAAACUGCAUUAUUUCUAAACAAGAAUUACACAUAAUAAAAACUGAUUAACUUUAGCG